Messenger RNA from Hymenoscyphus albidus, 3500 nucleotides. Lineage: Eukaryota; Fungi; Ascomycota; Leotiomycetes; Helotiales; Helotiaceae. The record is from the annotation of a GenBank genome assembly.
AUGGUAUCGUUACUCAGAUCCAAAUGGCUCUCACGAAACCACGAGGCGGCUUCAGACAAUGGCAUAACGCAGAUAACAACACCACAUUCAGCAGAAGCCCAUGAUUCCAUUUCUGAAAAUGAGAAGAGCCCUCAAUUUCAGCAAAGCACCGAUCUCACAGCAAGAGUAGCAAUCCCCAAGAGUGCCAAAUCUCAUCAAUGGGAUCCAAAUCUGGCACAAAGUGAAAUCGAAAUCCUCAACAAUGCGGAGACCGGUGACCUUGAUGCGAUCGAGAGAACAAAAAUUGUGUUUGCCGAAGAAUCGCCUUACAAGGAAAUCCGUGCUGCUGUGACGGUGAUAGAUAGUGGUGGAGUUGCGAAUACCCUUCGAGCGUGGAUUUUAGGUAUGCUUUUUGUGACGGUUGGUAGUGGUUUAAACAUGUUUCUAAGCCUGAGGUUUGUUUCUUGACUAUCUAGGCUAGCAAAAAGAUACUGAUGAAGAUUCAGGAGUCCUGCCAUUUCGUUUCCGGCUGUCGUGGUGCAAUUGUAAAACUUCUUAUUCUUCUCAUAGAAUCCAGGCUGAUUACAACUUAGGCUUGUUUUCCCAAUUGGCUGCUUUUGGGCAAAGGUUGUUCCUACCAGAGUCUUUAACACUUUUGGUGUUCGGUGGACAUUCAACACUGGUCCAUUUACAAUUAAGGAACAUGCAGUCAUCACCGUAAGAGCGACUAUCCAGCUUAUAUUCUCUUCAACACGAUAUCGCUAACUUAUAUUGAUAGCUCAUGUCCAAGUAAGAGAUCUUUUAGAGACAGAUCUUCGAAAGUGACAUUCUCUGGCUAACAAAAUACUAGCGUAUCUAUAGGUUAUGCCUACUCAACCGAUGCAUUGCUAGCUCUGAAGGGAAAACGUGAGUUAAAUGCAUCGUCCUUGCUGAAUUACUGAAGUUGACAACGACAGCGUACUAUAACCUCGAUAUGGGAUGGGUGUUUCAACUACUCUUCACUAUCAGCAGUCAAAUUACUGGAAUUGCCAUCUCUGGCAUACUUCGUCGGUUUGUCAUCUGGUAUGUCACUGGAAGUGAUGCGUAGUUUUCAUGAUGUUCUGCUAAUGUUAAUAGGCCAUCUUCAAUGAUAUGGCCUGGUGUGCUCUCGAGUACCUCGUUGUUCUUCGCACUUCAUGACAGGUCUAAGUCAGAUUCAUCGAAGUCAAAUGGCUGGGUUCUUUCAAGAUAUCGUUGGUUUGUCUAUGUCACUUUGGCGUCUUUCGCCUGGUACUGGUGAGUUACUUCUCGAUCUUCCUACCAAAAAAAUCUACUUAUUCAGUUUAGGAUACCAGGAGUAUUAUUCCAGGGACUGUCAGUCUUUGCUUUCAUAUCUUGUACGUCUUACAGUGCCACCCACAUUGAUCAAACUAACAGAUGUAGGGAUAAAACCUAAUGAUGUCGUCCUUAAUCAACUGUUCGGUGGUUUCACUGGAUUAUCACUCAUCCCAAUUACCUUUGACUGGACGUAAGACUCCAUAUAUCAUUCCGGUUAUUAUCUCUUCUCUGACUCGUAGCACUAGAUACGUCAGCGGAUAUCUUGGAAAUCCCCUUCUCGCUCCAGCCCAUGCGCAUCUCAAUACCCUCAUCGGUCUUGUCGUUUUUGUAAUUCUUUCUGCCAUCGGAAUUUCGUACACCGGAUCUCUGUGAGUGGCUAUCCCAAUUUCUCUUCUGCUUUCGGAGUAUCAAAUCUUAUAUAGAGAAAUUCAGCUACGCAGAAUACCUCCCCAUCAACACUUCAUCUCUAUUCGAUAAUACCCAAUCUUUCUACAACGUUACCAAGAUUCUCACACCGCAUCACACCCUAGAUGUCCAAAAAUACAAAAAAUACUCGCCCGUGUUUCUUGCCCCCACAUUCGCGUUGAAUUAUGGACUUUCGUUCGCUGCACUUACCGCGGCAAUUAUCCACACGAUAAUUUUCCAUGGCAGUGAGGUCUGGUAUCGUUUCCGAGCAGCUAGAGACCAGGAGCCUGAUGUCCACAUGAAAGCAAUGAAGAAAUAUAAGGAGUGCCCGGAUUGGUGGUAUCUCGUGUUGUUGGUGAUUGCUAUCGCACUUGGUUUGGCGACGGUCUUGGGUUAUGAUUCUCAGAUGCCCUGUAAGAUCCCUCUUCGCUUAAUUGGACUAUGAAGUGGCUAAUAUGGGUAUAGGGUGGGCAUAUUUGUUCUCUAUCAUGCUGGCUAUGGUGUUUGUCGUAGGUUUUCUUGAUGGAAACCGCGGCUAGAAAUGUGUUAAUGACGUGAAUGCAGAUACCGUGUUGUAUGAUUUUGGCUACGACUAAUAUCUCACUCGGUAUGCUUUCGUUCCACGUCACGAACAUGAUUUACUGAUACUUGAACUAGCACUUAAUGUCCUCUCGCCCUUCCUGGCUGGUUUUGUCAUUCCCGGGAACCCCAUCGGUGUCAUGAUAUUCAAGGUAUUCAGUACUAUCACCCUAGGUCAAGCGUAAGCACAUGAAACUUCCUGACUUUUGACCAAGAUGUUCUAACACUCAUCCAGACAAACCUAUAGCGGAGACCUGAAAGUAAAGAUGUUCUCAAAGGUCUUAGGUCUGAGUUUUGGCUGACCAUAUCUAGAUGGCACAUUAUAUGAAAAUCCCGCCCCGUACAACGUUCUCCUGCCAAGUCGUCGCAACCAUAUGGGCCUGCUUUGUCCAAAUCGCGGUAAUGAACUGGGCACUGGCAAACAUAAAAGACAUUUGCACGCCGUUCGUCUCCUCGCCCUUCUCCAUUUAUUUUCAUUUCACUCUCCGUUCUAACAAAAUAAUAGAGGUCAAUCUGCGCACUACACCUGCCCUAAUGGAAAGACUUUCUUCUCAUCUAGCAUAGUAUGGGGUCUCAUCGGACCACAACGUAUGUUCGGCCCUGGAUCAAUCUACUCUGCAAUACAAUACUACUGGCUUCUCGGCGCCCUCUUGCCGGUAAUGUUCUACGCACUGAUCCGUGCAUUCCCCCGCUCUCCAGCACGUUUACUGAACGCGCCGGUAAUGCUUGGAGCAAUGGGUUGGUUACCGCCGUACGUGACCCUCCUCUACCCCUUCUCUUCAACCCAUACUCCCCCUCGAGUCCUAGCCCCCAAAUCCCCUUCAAAGUAACAUGCAAUACUAACAAUAUAUAGCGCAACGCCCCUAUCCUUCUCAACGUGGGCUGCCGCCGGUCUAACAUUCAACUACUGGAUUCGAGGGAAGUUCCCCGGCUGGUGGCACUACUAUAACUACAUCACAGCCGCGGGACUAGAUACAGGUCUUGUGCUAUCGACGAUUAUCAUUUUCUUCGCGAUUGUGCUGCCGAAUGUGACGACGCCGCAGUGGUGGGGAAAUGUAGGGGUCUAUGAGACGACGGUAUGUUUUCAAAAUCCUAAAGAAAGACAAGCAAGGGAAUUUUAGUAUCGGCCCAGGAACUGAUUUUUGGUAUAGGAUUAUUUGUACACUGCUAUUAGGAAGACUCUUGGGGAGGAUGAGAAGUUUGGGCCUGCGGCUUGGUAG